Molecule: messenger RNA, 1441 nt
Organism: Populus trichocarpa (black cottonwood)
Lineage: Eukaryota; Viridiplantae; Streptophyta; Magnoliopsida; Malpighiales; Salicaceae
Product: homeobox-leucine zipper protein ATHB-7
Exons: 2
Coding region: 255-971 (238 amino acids)
Biological process (GO): positive regulation of DNA-templated transcription
Cellular component (GO): nucleus
Molecular function (GO): DNA-binding transcription factor activity, RNA polymerase II-specific; sequence-specific DNA binding
Source: RefSeq, a predicted model, not a curated record
GAAAAGCACUGUAGGUUAUCACGCUGGAAAUAAAGCCCUACAAACUGAAGAUAAAAAGCAGCAACUAAGCAAAUUGCAGUCAGACCAGGAACCAAGGCUUGCACACACAAAAACUUAGCUAAUAAAUAACAUUCACCUCUAGCUCACAAAUACUCUUAACAGUUCCAAAAUAAUCUCCUAUGACAAACCAUAUUUGAUUAUUUGAAUUAAAGAAACAGAAUUUCCUGAAGGCAGUUGAAGAUCCCAACAACAAGAUGUUUGAUGGAGGAGAGUAUUCACCUUCGGCGACAGAGCCUUUUAGCUGCAUGAACGGUGUCACAACCUCCAGAAAGAAGAAGAACAAGAACAAAAGGAGGUUUAGUGAUGAGCAGAUUAAAUCGCUGGAGUCUAUGUUUGAAUCAGAAACAAGGCUUGAGCCUCGAAAGAAGAUGCAGCUGGCAAAAGAGCUUGGAUUGCAACCACGACAGGUUGCAAUAUGGUUUCAGAAUAAGAGAGCUAGAUGGAAGUCUAAGCAGCUUGAAAGAGACUUCAGCAUACUACGAGCCAAUUACAAUAGCUUGGCUUCCAGGUUUGAGACUCUGAAGAAAGAGAAGCAAGCUUUGGUAAUACAGUUACAGAAGAUUAAUGAUUUGAUGAAGAAGCCAGGAGAGGAAGGAGAGUGUUGUGGCCAAGGACCAGCUGUGAACAGUAUCGAAGGCAAAUCAGAGAAUGCAGACACAACUAUGGGUGAAUCAGAAACGAAUCCUAGAUUGUCAAUUGAAAGACCAGAACAUGGAUUAGGAGUCCUCUCAGAUGAAGAUAGCAGCAUAAAAGCAGAGUAUUUUGAACUCGAAGAAGAACCGAACCUAAUUAGUAUGGUGGAACCCGCUGAUGGAUCAUUGACAUCACAAGAAGAUUGGGGGAGUUUAGACUCUGAUCGCCUCUUCGAUCAAUCAAGCAGUGACUAUCAGUGGUGGGAUUUCUGGGCUUGAUUGAAGAGGAAACUCAAUGAAACUUGAUACAAAUUUAUCAAUUGUCCUUGUAUUGAUGAACUCCAGCUCUUGGUGAGGCAAAAUUCAGAGAGACCAUCGGAGAGGAACGCUUCAGAGGAAUGCAUCAAUUGACGUGACAAAUUUGGAUUUUGUUGUGAGUAUAGAGAUUCAAAUUGUCUUCUUGGUGCAACUAGAAAAGCUUCCGCUCUAAUCUUACCUCUCCGAAUCUGUCCCACAUUAGAGUCCCUACUGGUCUGGGCCUGGAAAGAUGAUGUCCAUAAAAAAUGGAGAAAAUAAAGGAAGCCGUGUAAGUAGUAAGCUAGUGUGCAUAAAAGAGUUGCUUGUAUGUGGGGGGGAGACGGAGAGAAAUGCUGCAUUAGAACUCCGAUGUAGAGACAUGUUCUCUCCAAUCUUUAAAGGAGUUGCUGUUGUGCUAUCUUAUAUGCAAUUCAGUGUUUUCUUUUUCCCAA